This is a messenger RNA of Macrosiphum euphorbiae (potato aphid), 561 nucleotides long. Lineage: Eukaryota; Metazoa; Arthropoda; Insecta; Hemiptera; Aphididae. The record is from the annotation of a GenBank genome assembly.
AUGUCUAUAAAUCUUGCUGAUAGCAUUGGAACUUACAUUAUAGCUAUGUUUCCUUCUGAAGUAAAAGAUACAUAUUUUAUGAAGGAUGGACAUAAUAAAAACCCUAAAGGGAAAUAUUAUGCCAAGUAUUACAACUCAAUGAGGACGCUUAAAACAAGUGGCAUAGUACCUUGUAAGGAACAAGUAAAAACUGUAAAAUUGGCCACUCAACGUAAACAUGAUAAUGAAUUUGAACCCGAAGAUGACAUUAACUAUAUGAUUGAACAAAUACAGUUUGAUACUAAUUGUUCAUUUCCUGAACUAGAAAAAAUAUGGAAAGCUACAACAAAAUAUCGCUUAAACAGUAUAAAAAAUUCAACUUCUACUGCUGAAAUUAUGAAUAAAUGGAAAAGCUACACUUUGCCACUUGGAUACAGAUUAAUUGAUAUUGACUUCAGUACUCUAUAUCCAAGAUGCUCAAAUUCUGUAUCACAGUUUGAAGAAAAAUCUGAAAAAAUAAUGAUGGUGCUUGACGACCAACUAAAAGAUAAUAAUAGUCGUAAGCUUUUUGAAAAUCUGUAG